GCUGUGGAGGAGUUUCUGGGUGAGGUACGCAGCAGAGAGCUGCCCCAGAGUGCUGCUCUGGUCUCCCAGACAACAGCAGUUAAGUUCCUCAUGGCCCGCAAGUUUGACGUCUCCAGAGCCAUCGACCUCUUCCAGGCAUACAAGGAAGUGGAUUCCUAUCUUCUGAAGCCUGGUGUCCUGUAAAGCCUAUGACUCUGCUGCCACAAAGCGCACAGUCAGCCUCACCCUUUCAAUCUGUAAUCCUCUUCACCUUGUCAUCCUGUCUUGUUUAUCCAACAAGAACACCAGGAUAAAAGAGGGCAUCUUCAAUAUCAAUCCAGGAGAGGAGCCACUGCGCUCGGAACUGUUGAGUGGCAAAUUUACUGUUCUGCCUGGUCGUGAUGCGAACGGUGCUGCUCUUGCUCUUUUCACCGCUCGUCUUCACCGACCUGAUGUCACUACCCACAAGGCCGUGCUUCAGGCCAUCAUCUACCAGCUGGACAAAGCCAUCGAGAGUGCUCAGACCCAGCGCGAAGGGCUCAUAUUCAUCUAUGACAUGACCAACUCCAGCUAUGCCAACUUUGACUACGAGCUCUGUGUCAAAAUCCUCAACCUGCUGAAGGGGGCAUUCCCGGCCCGUCUGAAGUGUGUAUUCAUUGUGUCGUCACCACUCUGGUUCCGAGCUCCCUUUGCCGUCCUGCGCCUCUUUGUCCGCGAGAAGCUCAGAGAGCGGGUGUGUACGGUGAAGGCUCACGAGCUGGCCAAUCACAUCCCAGUCUCCUCGCUCCCAGAGCACCUGGGUGGGACCUCUCAGUACAGCCACGUUGCCUGGAUACAGUCCUGCGUCAACAAACACACACACGCCAACCCAGGAGAGAUGUUCACACAGGACACACAUGACUGCGUGGGCAGCCUGUUGUGCUCCUACUACCUGGAUCCCAACAACGCUAGCGCGGGUGCUAUGCUAACCACGGCUCAAACCUCCAUAGGCUCCAACACAAACCCCCAGUUGGUGUUAGCCUCCCAGCUAGCCACAACCAACUCCAACUGCUAUGACGAUAGCAAUGCUAACCAACACAACCACUGUGACGGUGUGGAUGGCAGGACUCGUGGCCAGGCCCUGACCCAGCAGCAGCACAGCCCACAUUUGGGUCAGAACCGGCCACAUGGGAACCACCAACACUGGAACGGUUCUGCUGUGACGGCGGGGUCAGGGAUUAAUAGCGGCACCACCCCCAACGCUAAUGUUAACGGUCGUGGCCGCCAGCCUCCUCCCCAGUCCGAGACCCCCCCGGACACACCAUUGCAUCAGAAGGGAAGUGAGGCCGUGCUCGUUGACAAGCCCUCAGGCUCCACCCACAUCGUGGACAACCAGGAAGUGGAGGACGAGAAUCACGGGGAGGAGGAUGAUGAUGAUGAGGAAGGGGAAGGGGUUCCUCCGCUGCCCCAGAAAUCUCUCCCCCGACCCCCUCAGCACCCGUGCCCCCCCCUGCCCUCCUCGUGGGGGCCUGAGGAUGAGGAAGAGGAGGAGGAGGAGGAAGACUUGUGUGCUGAGGUGUCCAUACACAUGCCUGAAUCCGGGGGCAUGACGGUACAGCAGCUGGUGGAAUACGUGAAGAAGCAGAAGAAGAAGGGGAUCUACCAGGAGUACGAGGAGAUCCGCAAAGAGCCGCCCGCCGGGACCUUCGACUACUCCAAGAAGCCCGCCAAUCAGAUCAAGAACAGGUACAGCGACGUUCUCUGUCUGGACCAAUCCCGAGUGCGGCUGUGUCAGCUGGGUGAUGAUAGGGAUGAGACUUCGGACUACAUUAAUGCCAGCUUCAUGGACGGGUACAAGAGGAACAGCGCUUACAUUGCCACUCAGGGUCCAUUGCCGAAAACCUUUGGUGAUUUCUGGCGCAUGGUGUGGGAACAGAUGGUGCUUAUCAUUGUCAUGACUACCAGGGUGGUAGAGCGCGGGCGUGUGAAGUGUGGUCAGUACUGGCCCCUAGAGGAUGGGAGGACUGAGCAACAUGGCUAUUUCCUGGUGAGGAACACGAAUGUCCAGGUGUUCCACGACUUCAAGCUUUCUCAUCUGGAGCUCUAUAACAGCCAGACAGGGGAAAGACGGGAGGUGUCCCACUACCUCUACGUCAGCUGGCCAGAUUUCGGAGUGCCUAAGUGUGCGUCGGCCAUGUUGGACUUCCGUGAGCACGUGCGUCAGCAGCAGGAGGCGGCGCUCCAAAGCCUGGGCUCCCAGUGGGCGGGGCCUCCGGGGGGGCCGCCUCUGGUGGUACACUGCAGCGCAGGCAUCGGACGCACAGGUACGUUCUGCACGCUGGACAUCUGUCUGGCCAGGCUGGAGGACAUCGGGACGGUGGACGUGCGACAGACGGUCCGCCGCAUGCGUGGCCAGCGGGCCUUCAGCAUCCAGACCUGGGACCAGUACUACUUCUGCUACACCGCUGUCAUCGAGCACGCCCAGCGCAACGGGAAACUGUCCCCCGUACAGUGGUCCGACUCCGACCUGGAGACAGACAGCGAGUGAUGCAGGGAGGGAGGGAUUGGGAGGAGAGGAGUAGAAAUGGCUCCAGCCAAACUGGGAAGAGGAGCGGAGGAGUGACAAGAGAAGGAACGCUGGUAGAGGACGGGGAGGGGGGGGGGGGGGGGGAAGAGGAUGGAGGGAUAGAUUGAAGAGGCCUCCAUGUGGUGUAGCAGACCCCCUCGAAAGAUCCCAAGAGGAGGUGGAGGAGCUGCAUCCGUUCAUUGAGUUGUGCAGACAAUUUUCAACUCCCAUUUUUGACAUGGCCCAUCUCCAGAGAGAGGUGGGCCCUGCCCUGAGACCGACGGGUCUGCCCAUGACAGCCACGUACACGUUGUAGCAUUUUGAUAUUGACUUGCACAUGAGGAAUGACAAACUUGAACUAGAAUCCCGACCUUUCACCUUUGACUUUCCUGUUCCUUUGGUAUUGGUCGAUUGUGUGUCCUUCCUUUGUGCAUGGUGUGUGUAUGUGUGUGAGAUCGUGAGACAAAAAGUGAAACUUGAAUACUUCAGUUGUAUUUUUCCUGAGUGUGUGUGUGUCUGUGUGUGAACAACAGGAGCCGGAGGUGGGACUGUGUGUGUGUGUGUGUGUGUAAACGUUAACGAUAGCAGGUCAAGGUGGGGCCGUAUGUUGUUUCCAUGUGUCAACGACAGGAGAUCGAGAUAUAUCAAGUUCAUAUCUGGUUUCUCUCCGUUUUCUUUGGACUUGCUUGUUUCUUGUGUACUUUAGUUUUUCUAUGGUGGAUUUGUAUGUGCGUUUCAUAACUGCAUAUGUAGACUAACCUCACAAAGCCAAAGCCCUGAAUGCUUGGAUGUACUCUUGACUAAGAUAUUAUGACUAAAGCCGUGUAUAUUCUUGUAACAUACGUUUAUAUAUUGUGCAUAAUAUCAAACUGAAAGAACAACAAACAAACAAAAAAAAAGCCUUGUUUUAAUAUAAGUGACUAAACCUUGAAAAGUCUAUAGUAGGCUAGCUAGACUCUUAGGAGGAAGAGAGUGAAUGCUUUGGAUGAAUAUUUAAAUAUGUAAUUGUAAACCUGUGUGAUUGUUCAGGUCUUGCAUCAUUUUAACUGUUCGGGCAUCCUGAUUGGACGGUUACAUAAAUAUUGGCCUUAAAACUUCCUGAUUCACUGCCUCGUCGUCCUCAGACUUCAAAUCUUUACACCCCCCUUUUGACAACUAGUGUUUUAUCCUUUAAAGCCCUAGCUUUGAACCUGUGUCAGACCCAUACUGAGCCUGUUACCCUGGUAAAAAAUAUCCUAAACUCCAUUAUCCUGCCUCUUCCUCAUAUCCACUCUCUUCUUGUUCAUGUCCGCUGAACAAGGUUAGACGAACGAUUCCUGAGGAGUUCUUUAAAUGUUGUAUUUUUGGUCAAGAAAAAUACAUUGUCGUAUUACGGUACCUGCUGCUGUGUGUCUGACCCAGGUUUCAUCCAGCUCUACAGGGUCAGUUGACACCAGGGUUCCAGUCAGACGCGUGUUCCCUGUUACUAGGGGUGGGUUACCUGUCGUGGGGAGGUGGAAGCGGGACCAAUGCUCCUUUUCUGUCUUUUUCUUCUUUCCCCCUGUUCCCCUGACGCCACGUCAGUGCUGAGUCUCACGAGUCACGCUGCCUCAGAUGUGCCUUCCUGUAGCGGCCCGGGGUGCAGUCUGCCCGCCCACGCAGCAACUGGACCCAAACGUGUGUACCUGCAUAGUACACCGUGCUGUGUCUCCGUCUAGCUCCUAGUACACGACCCUUGACCCUGAGUCCCAUGUGCCUCUCCAUAUGUACUCCAACCUAGUGCACUAUCUUGAUGUUGGGGGGGGGGGGGCCCGUUCUAGUACUCUUCAAACGCCUUACAGCCUGCUUCCUUUACCUGGCAUACAUGAGGAGGACGGAUGGAUGGAAGGGCUUUUCACUGAGAUGGGCUUAGGUUUAGAACUGGGUUUGUUUGGAGUCUUGACCGUAGACAUUAGACCUCAGGGGGUAAGAAAUACAAUGUUUAUUGUUUUUGGUUUAUUUUGCCAAGUUUUCUCACUAGUGUCAAAGAUAAUUUUUCUCUGCUUACCUCUAGUGAUUAUCAGUUAAAUUAAGUAUAUCAAUUUUUAUUUUGUAUUUUAUACAGCAUACUGUAAUAUUGUAUCCUAUAAUAUUUAUGUAUUUGUAAAACUUCAACAGUAUUGAAAAAUCAGUGAAUGUUGGUACGACGUUUAGGAAACCAAACCUGAAUUAAUUCAAUAAGCUGAAGAUCAGAUGGAGUGAAACACAAACGGGUUUGGAAGUUUCCAUUGAAUGAUUAUGAACAUGUGACCUGCCGUUGUCUUUUCAGUACUGAGUCACACAACAGUGGCUUGAAUCCAGGACAAUGUAUGUUUGGAGGAGAGUGGUGUUUCUAGGCACCAAGCCUGGAUCAGCUCUUAUGUAUCCAGAUUGCCUGUUUCAUCUUUGGACAUCCUACAAAUCACAAUCACAGGAGGAAGAAAACAACAGGAUUAUCCAGUGGACUGGCUGAUGUCUUUCCACAUGAUUGUUUUUUAAACUAGAGGGGUAAAAGGAAGGGCUUGAAGGAUAAAGUGACAGAGGAGAUGAAUGUUCAGCGGCCCAGGGGUUCAUACCUGAGCGGUGCAUGGAUGACCCUGGGGUGACCCUUGAUGCCAAAGGCCCCAGACUUUUCCUUUUGCCUGCACAGCCUUCAGGCAGGGUCCGAGCACCCCAGCCUUGCUCUCAGACAAACACGCCCGGAGCGCCAGGACACCCCUAUGGAACGUGGUCUGGGAUGGAAGGAGAAACAGAAUGUGUGCAGAGAAGGCCCCAGAGAGAGGCACUGGUGAGCUGUUUUCUCCUCGUUCCUGGACAGUGGAGAAUGCUAUGUGACGUUGGAGUUGGUGCUUCUUUUUUGUUUGUUUCUUUUUGUGCUUUAAGUUCUCGUGAUUGAAUAAUGGCCUUUUUACAUGCUGUCAGCCUGGCUGUUCAUUAAAACAAAGGUAUUAUUAUCCUGA
Messenger RNA from Hypomesus transpacificus, 5481 nucleotides. RefSeq names its product protein tyrosine phosphatase non-receptor type 9b (gene ptpn9b). NCBI's taxonomy places the organism in Eukaryota, Metazoa, Chordata, Actinopteri, Osmeriformes, Osmeridae. The record is from RefSeq and is a predicted model, not a curated record. Gene Ontology annotation, molecular function: protein tyrosine phosphatase activity. The coding region runs from base 536 to 2506 and encodes 656 amino acids. Gene Ontology annotation, biological process: protein dephosphorylation. The transcript has 12 exons.